AACUAUGACGUAAUUGUACAGACCUUACGUAAUGUGACUUCAAAUAUUCUGAUGAUAUGGUUUGUAGUCGCUUUCAUUGUUUCUUUGUUACACCAUGGCCGCUUAUGACUGCAGACUUUCUAUCGCUUGUCUACUCAUAAAGCUUUUUGUCUUUACUCAAAAUGCCUUCUCACAACUAGCAAUAUCAUCUGUUAAGCCUGAAUUGGAUUCCUGGAAGGAAAUUCUCGAGGCGAAAUUUGAGGACUCGUUUUAUUCAGAAAAUUAUCGACUUCGAUUGAAAACGAACGAUGAAAAAUUUGGUGAAAUUGUUCUCAAAUUGACGAAAAAGUCGCAGUUUUUCAGUUCACAUUUAUCAAAUUCUUCUGUCUCAGGGUGCUUCUAUGAAGGUACAGUGCUUCAAAUAAACGAGCAGUCACUACUCGAAAACUCAGAAAAUGGUGUGAGAUUAAAGUUUUGCAAUGGAGUUCUUUCUGGAUUAAUUUUGCUGGAGAGUAAAAUGUGGACUUUGCAUACAGAACCGGACGGGUCGUGGAUUAUUUUUAGCAAUGAUGACUUGAAAGAUACUGAGAAAAAUGCAGGCAAACAUUGUCCGGUGGAGCCAGUUUCAGUUGAGGAGGGAAGAGAAAGUUUGCUGAGGGUGAGACGGAACAGUUUCGAACAAACUCGAUAUGUGGAGGUCUCACUCUUUCACGACUAUGCUUAUUUUGACAAAUAUGGCUCAGACGUUCAAACCAUCAAUGAUCGCGCCAUUGACAUCAUCAAUGCAGCUGACCUCUUCUACAGUUCAAUUGAAGGUCUGGAUUUGAACCUUGUUCUCAUUGAUGUCGUCAUCUGGGAGACCCCGGAAGCGGAACCCAUUGAAGCUACUACGGAUGCUGGCGAUUUGAUGUCCAGUUUCUUAGCGUGGAGGUACAGAAGUCUGGGAGAUUUGCUGAGUCAUGAUAAUGGAGUGUUGAUCACGGGAGCAGAGUUGGACGGGAGCACUAUUGGAUUGGCACCCAUGGGCACUUUGUGCCGGGAGACCUUGUCAGGCAGUAUCGUAGAGGACCAUUCCUCAAUUGCAGCCCAAAUAGCAGGCACAUUAGCCCACGAGUUAGGCCACAACUUCAACUUGGACCACAAUCCCUCUAGAAGUUCAGAUGAUCCCUGUGCGUGUGAGUUCUCACAAUGUGUCAUGGAUUCGACCACCAGUGGCAGACCAAUCAACUUCACUGUAUGUCAACAAGAGAAACUGAAGCAGAAACUGAGUCAAGGUUUCGGAGUGUGUCUGAAUAACCGUCCCACUCUCACAUUUGGAGAUCCUUACUGCGGAGACAAGUUCGUCAACCAGGCCUGGGAGGAAUGCGACUGCGGAAUCCUCUCAGCUUGCGACGACCCCUGUUGCAACGCCUCGACAUGCAUGCUGACUCCUGGCUCCCAAUGUUCCAUCUCAGAUCUAUGCUGUGACAAUACAUGUCAAAUCCGAACGGAGGGCGCAGCGUGUCGUGACAAGGCCUCGUCUUGUGAUCUGCCCGAGUAUUGUGACGGAAAAAUGAGUUCGUGUCCGAGUGAUGUUUACAUACAAAAUGGGGAACCAUGCAAUAGUCAGAAUGACAGGCUGAGCAGCCACUGUUACUAUGGACAGUGCAUGACUGUGUAUGACCAAUGUGUGGAUCUGUUCGACCCAGAUGACAAGAUCGAGCUGGAGACUUCGGAAGCCUGUUGGAGGAUCAAUCAGAAAGGCGAUCAGAAGGGCAACUGUGGUGAAGGCGUGACUUGCACGGAGGCGAAUUCCAGGUGUGGCAAGCUACAAUGCAGAACAUCCAGCGGUAGUCUGAGCGUAUCGGUAUCCUCCACUACUUACUGGACCACAUUUGGAGACGGAUCUAGGUGCUACUCCAUGGACAAAUACCAGCCGAUAGCAGACGGAAUAGACGACUUCUCUUACGUCAGGGACGGAACGUGGUGUGCGGAUGAGAGCAUCUGCAUUGGGAAGCAGUGCACCAACAUAUCAGACAUCGCCGGACUCCAAAUAUGUCCCAAACGUUGCAAUGGCCAUGGUGUGUGCAACUCAGAGAAUCACUGUCACUGCAACGUCGGCUGGGCACCGCCUCUUUGCGAUGUGCCUGGAAACGGAGGAAGUGUGGAUUCUGGACCAGCAAGUGAGACGCCGGACACCUCUGGAGCAGCCAGGGCAGUGCUUGUUUUUUUCCUGGUCAUCAUCCCACUACUUCUGAUCUUGGCUUUAAUCGUGUUCAUAUUUCGUCGGCCUAUCAGAUUUCACGUGGGCAAGUUCUACCAGAAGCAUUUCUCCACUUUCCCGGUGGAUGAGAACAGGCAUGACAUCGGGAGAGGAGUUAAGAAGAGUGGCCAGUCUCCGGCGGGGAGAAAUUCGAGGUACACGCCUGGAAGACAGUUGGGAACUAGUGCAGGUCCUGCUGACAGCCAAGGAGAUCCUCAACCAGUGCCUAGAACAAAGAGACUCCCGCAGGCGUCUGACUUUGCAGUGAAAUUUGACUCUUCACUUGUGAAACAGGAUGACAGAGCUACGAACUCAUUCGAGUCAGUCAAUAUCUACAGGCCAAGAAACCCCCCAACUGAUAGGAGUGACGGGGUACUACCGCCCCCACCGCCUAGCGUAUCAUUGAAAAGAUUCCACAAUAUAGACUUAAAUUAAAUGUUCACUUAGUUGUGAGAGCUUUGUAUUAUAGUAUUUUCCUAGCCCAUCAAUAGAUUUGUUACUCUUAGAAAAAUUAUCGAAAUUGAAAUG
This is a messenger RNA of Symsagittifera roscoffensis, 2749 nucleotides long. RefSeq names its product disintegrin and metalloproteinase domain-containing protein 12-like. Gene Ontology annotation, biological process: membrane protein ectodomain proteolysis. NCBI's taxonomy places the organism in Eukaryota, Metazoa, Xenacoelomorpha, Acoela, Convolutidae. The transcript has 9 exons. The coding region runs from base 95 to 2656 and encodes 853 amino acids. The record is from RefSeq and is a predicted model, not a curated record. Gene Ontology annotation, molecular function: metalloendopeptidase activity.